AUGCUUCACGAAGCGACGACAUCAAGCGCGACCGAGAAUUCCCUUGAAUCCAACGAAACGAAUACGUCAAAUGAAAACAACGUCGUUUCACAUUUAAUUACGAAAACAACAUUUGACAAAUCUCGUGUUCUAUUAGCUACCGCGCGGAUUCAGGUGAGUUCUUCGUCUGGUCGCACAGAUGUCAUACGCGCAUUGUUAGAUCAAGGAUCUGUCACUAGUUUAAUUAGUGAAAAUCUCGCUCAACGGCUACGGUUAUCGCGAACACGCGUUGCUGUCUCGGUUACCGGAAUCGGUGAAACGCAAUCCGUCGCACGACAUGCUGCUCUUAUUUCGGUAUCAUCUAAGACCGGCAAGGGUCCGUCAUACUCAACGACCGCAAUUAUUAUGCGCUCUCUGACUAAAUACACGCCGCCUAAAAUAGCAUAUCAAAUCUCUCUCGCUCAUUUAAGCGGCCUGCCAUGGGCUGAUCCGCAGCCCUCAAGUGCCGAUCCGAUCGAAAUGAUCAUCGGCGCUGAUCUAUACGGUGCUGUUCUGUUACCGGGCCUGUGCUCUGGUUCCUCUAAUCAACCAACAGCACAGAAUUCCAUUUUCGGCUGGAUCAUGUCUGGUCCGAUUUCGACGAGUUCGUCUUCAAACAUGUCUAACGUGACAGUUAAUCAUACCACGUUGCACGACAAUCUCGAUGACGAAAUUCGUCAGUUCUGGGAAGUCGAAGAACUUCCGCAAGUAUCAUACCUCACUCCUGAGGAACAACGUUGUGAGGAACAUUUCCGAGCAACUCAUUCUCGUGACUCGAAUGGACGGUACGUCGUACGGCUACCGUUCAAAGCCAAUCCUCCGAUUGCAAUAGGCGAAUCUCGUCACAUCGCCUCAUCACUUCUUUCACGGCUUGAAGGCCGUCUUCAAAAUAAAAGGGAUAUCGCAUCCGAAUAUCGAGAGUUCCUACUGGAAUACGAAAAUCUCGGUCAUAUGAAGAAAGUAGACGAACCCGUCUCUGCUUCACAAUCAGUUUACAUCCCGCAUCAUGCGGUGAUUCGCGAGCAUAGCAGCACCACGCGGUUGCGCGUCGUGUUCAAUGCAUCUCAGUCGACAUCGAACGGCUCUUCACUUAACGAUCAUCUCAUGAUCGGUCCUAAGUUACAAACCGACCUUCGUUCGGUAAUUCUUCGAUGGCGACAACAUCGUUAUGUUUUCACUGCCGAAAUAUCGCAAAAAUGUAUAGGCAGAUUCAAGUCGAUCCGCGCGAUCAAGACUAUCAGCGCAUCUUAUGGCGCUCUUCAUCAUCCGAAGCGGUGCAAGACUACCGCUUGCUUACUAUUACUUACGGUAUGGCGUGUGCUCCAUACCUCGCUCUUCGCACGAUUCAGCAAUUGA
This is a messenger RNA of Cyphomyrmex costatus, 1374 nucleotides long. RefSeq lists its product as uncharacterized. Bases 1 to 1374 code for a protein of 457 amino acids. The transcript has a single exon. NCBI's taxonomy places the organism in Eukaryota, Metazoa, Arthropoda, Insecta, Hymenoptera, Formicidae. The record is from RefSeq and is a predicted model, not a curated record.